AUGGCGACUCUUAGAGUACCAGAUGUGGUUCCUUCUCCAGUGGAAGAUGCUGAACAACUUAAGAAAGCUUUUGAAGAUCUUUUACUGAUCACAUCUUCUAAGACUCAGACUAAAUUAACGCAAUCAUUGGAGCAAAUGAAAUUUGACAAUUUGGUGUUUUCUUUGGAGCAAAUGAAAUUUGAUCAUUUGGUGUUUGACAUGACUUUGUUUUCUGAUGUGGCUGAUCAUCUAAAUUUGAGUUUCACUAUUGACUAA
This is a messenger RNA of Prunus armeniaca (apricot), 255 nucleotides long. Lineage: Eukaryota; Viridiplantae; Streptophyta; Magnoliopsida; Rosales; Rosaceae. The record is from the annotation of a GenBank genome assembly.